This is a messenger RNA of Sipha flava (yellow sugarcane aphid), 871 nucleotides long. RefSeq names its product zinc finger BED domain-containing protein 5-like. The record is from RefSeq and is a predicted model, not a curated record. The transcript has 2 exons. Bases 169 to 771 code for a protein of 200 amino acids. NCBI's taxonomy places the organism in Eukaryota, Metazoa, Arthropoda, Insecta, Hemiptera, Aphididae.
CGUUGUCAUUACGUAACGAUGUAGAUUUGUAGAAUUUAGAUAAGCGUGUCAAAGCGAUUGCCAGUAAAUUGUGCGAUAACUUAUAAAAAUAACUUAUGUGCACGAGUUCGCUUUCGAUACAAUUGCAACAUUAUAUCCGUAAUCGUAAUGAGUUAAAAUUAAGAGAUUAUGAUUCAGUUGGCAUAUAGUUUUCAUACGACAUACUUCGUGUACGUUGUUACUGCGUUAUUAAUUAUUAUUUAUUAUAAAUACAACAUAACUACAAAUAAAAAGUUUGCCAUGCAUAAUUGGCUUAAAACAGGACGGUUGUUGGCCAAAACAACAUGUAAUAAUAUUGAUGAGACUGUGGCGUCUUCAUCAACAAUAGAAUCUCAACAAGUUAUAUUGAAAGAUGCUAUUCCUAGUUGUUCGAUUACUAAUGUCAUUGAAAAGAAUUAUCAUAGUAAUAUUUCGGAAAAAAGUAUAGUUGUACCUGAAAUUAUUGAGUUAAAAUCUUCGAAAAAGAGAAAAUACGAUGAAUCCUACCUUCAAUUUGGAUUUAUUCCUGUUGGUACCGUAGAAAGGCCUGAUGGACAAUGUGUUAUUUGUAAUGUAAUUCUUCAGAACAGUUCUUUGGCACCUGCAAAACUUAAACGACACCUCGAAACCAACCUUUCAAAUUUGAUGAACAAGGAAAUGCUAUUUAAAAAACGUAAAGAAGAACAUAAUAGCAACUUGUCUGCCUUACAUAAAUACGCGAAAAACGACAGUGAAAAUGCAACAGAAGCAUAAUUUAUUUUGAGUUACAGCAUUGCUCGUGUAUUUUCUCAGUAUUUUCCUGCUACUAAUAAUGACGUUGAUUGGAUACAAAAUCCUUUUGUGAACCAAAAAA